AUGUCGAGUAAUAUUACUCUUCCGUCGUUUGAAAAAGUUAAAAAUAAAUGGGGUCCAGAUAAGGUUAUUUCUUUUCUGGAAUCUAAUCAAGAAACUUUAUUUCUUGAAGAUGGAGACAUCAAGCCAUUUAGAGAUAACCGUGUUCCCGGAUCUGCUUUCCUUAGGUUGAAUGUUGAUAAGCUUAUAGCACACCCUUACAAUCUCCAUGGUGGACCAGCCGAAACAAUUGCAGAGUUGAUUGAAAAAAUUAAGGGAGAAGAACAGGUUUCCCGGACUUCGUCUGUCUUCCCUGAGGAUACUAUUGAUAAAAUCAAUAUAAUGUAUAAGCACAUGACAGAAGAAAAAGUCGAAGUAAUUUCACUCUCAACGGUUAAUACGAAAAAAUUUCAAGCCUUUCUUAAAUUUACCGGAAUCACUAUAGAAUAUGUAAAGUUUACUGGAAAUUUGCCUAAGAAAGAUAUAGAACCCUAUGAAUGGUCUGAUUAUGCUGAGAACCAUUUAGUUCAGCGGGAAGAAAUCCUCAAAUAUUUUAACAAACACCUCAGUCCAAAACUUCCCACUGAUAUUAUUAUUCUCGACGUCGCCAAUGAUAAGGAUUUCCUUAAUAUAUAUGAUAGUUCAUUACUUCCAUUUGAUAUCCGAGGUGGAACUGAUUUAGCCUUAGUAGAAGAGGGUUAUAUUAAGUGCAAAAUUACCAAAGCAGGAAUUCGUGCAGUUUUCGAAUUUAAGAAAGUAGUGGAAGAGCAUAAUGCAUAUCAGACUAUUUUAGAAAUGGUUGCCGCGGACCUUUAUGUAAAUGACAAAAUCAAAGUAUUCGGUGUAUUAACCGAUCUUAAAAGCUUGUGGAAUAUUUAUUGGGUAGCAAAUGAAAAGAGAAUUAAGGCAGUUACAUUUUCACACCGUCUAAAAGCGUUAGAAUUUAUUGCCCAGAUGGCAAGUGAUCUAAACGGACAUUCUAAAACUGUGCAUAUGCUUGGUCUGCCAAGAAUUGAACGUAUAAAGGUUCAGCAACUUUUUAAUGAGAGUGCGCCCGAUGAAGAUCGAAUGAAAGAUUUUUAUGAAGAAAUGAAUGAAGAUGAGAUACGAAGACACGAAGCACGCAAGGUAGGAAAUUUUUUUUUUGUUAUUAAUCUUGCCUCAUUUAUUACUAUUUUUAUAAAUCAAUUUAUUGAAUCCGCAGAUUUGAUUAAUCAAGAAAUGCCAUUGAACAGAAGUAACGUGCCCAAGAAUAUACUUGUUACUUCCUUGAUCGGAAAAAUGAUUAAUACAUUCAAUGAAGAUGGCUAUUUUAAACUUAUGACUACUAUAAAAGGCGCUGCUGUUCAAUCCUACUUAUCUUAUUAUAAGAUUUAUGAACAAGUUGCUAAAGAAAUCAAUGCAGAUUUAUUU
Cetraspora pellucida is the source of this 1389-nucleotide messenger RNA. The record is from the annotation of a GenBank genome assembly. Lineage: Eukaryota; Fungi; Glomeromycota; Glomeromycetes; Diversisporales; Gigasporaceae.